AUGCGGGGCUUCGACCUCUCCCUCGUGGCGCUCGCCGCAGCCGCGCUCUGCUGGCUCAGCUCCGCGCUGCGCCUGAACGUGAACAUGGAGGCGUUCCUGGUGGGGCUGGCGUUCCCCAGCGAGGGCCGGGUGUCCAGGCUACUGGUGAGCAAGACCAACUUCGUGCUCAGCUCCUUCGUGCUGCCGCUCUACGUCGCCCACGUCUGCCUGUCGCUGCGCCAGACCACGGACGACAUCGAGGCGGCGGGGCUCACGCGGGACGACGGCUUCCGGGCCUACGUCAUGGAGCUUCCGUUCCCGUGGUGGAAGGUCUUCUUCGUCACCGUCAUGGGGACCCUCGGGAAGCUCACCGGGUGCGCGGCGGCGGGACUCCUCCGAAGUCUGGGGAUUCUGGAGGCGCUGGCGCUGGGGAUGCUGCUCAACGUGAAGGGGUACUUCCACCUCUACUGCGCCCAGGCGGCGUUCGACGCCGGCAUCAUCACGGACAAGUCGUUCAUGGCCAUCAUCUUCAUGGUGGCGCUCAACGUGGCGGUGACGCCCAUGGUCGGGAUGGGCAUCGCGUCGUGGGCGCGGCGGAGCGUGCAGUGGCGGCUCAUGGGGCUGCAGCACCACGACCCGUCCACGGAGCUGCGCCUCGUGGUGGGGCUGCACGGCCCGCAGGACGUGCCGACGCUGUCCUACAUCAUGGAGGCGCUGCGGUGGGGCGGCGGCGCGGGAGGAGGCGGCGAGCUCGCCGUGUACGCCGUGGACAUGGUGCAGAUGACGGACCAGACGGCGGCGGCCAUCGUGAAGGGCGGCGGAUUCGACGGCGUGACCGUGGUGGACGAGGAGGUGUCGGAGAUGCGGAAGCUCAUCGGCGAGGCGCUGGACGCGUACCAGGUGGAGUGCGGCGACGGCGCCAAGGUGAAGGUGCGGCGGCUGCUGGCUCUGUCGUCGUUCCCGGACAUGCACAGCGACAUGUGCAUCUGCGCGGAGGACGCGAUGGCGGCGCUGGUGCUGCUCCCGUUCCACAAGGCGCAGCGGGCGGACGGCAGCAUGGAGCCGGGCCACCACGGCUUCCGGGUGGUCAACCAGAAGGUGCUGCAGCUGGCGCCGUGCUCGGUGGGGGUGGUGGUGGACCGAGGCCUCGGUGGGACGCAUGCAUCCGUCGUCAGCACCAGCUCCCAGUCCCAGCAAUCCCAGACACAGCAGACCCAGACGGCGGCCGUGGUGGUUGUGUUCAUCGGCGGCGCGGACGACCGCGAGGCCCUGACGCUGGCGUCCCUGAUGUCGAAGCACCCGGGCGUGCGUCUGACGGCGCUGCGCGUGGUGCAGAACGCGACGGCGCAGGCGCGCGCCAGGGCCCGGACGAGCCUGUUCGAGAGCAAGGGCAGCCGGCCCGGCGGCGGCGGCGGCAUGAUGGGCGCCCCGGCGUCGUCGGCGCUGGGGCAGGAGGAGGCGCAGAUGGAGGUGGACGACAAGUUCUUCGCGGAGUUCUACCGAAAGCACGUGGCCGGGAGCAAGCAGCCGGGCGCCGCCGUGGCCGCCAUCGGGUACCUGGAGAAGCACGUGGCGGACGGGGCGGAGCUGGUGGCGGUGCUCCGGGGCAUGCAGGCGGAUUACCGGCUCUUCAUCGUGGGGCGCGGCAGGGACCGCAGCUCGGUGCUGACGGAGGGGCUGGACGAGUGGGCCGAGUGCCUGGAGCUGGGCCCCGUCGGCGAUAUCCUCGCGUCCUCCGACUUCUCCACCACCGCCUCCGUGCUCAUCGUGCAGCAGUACGACGCCAAGAAGCACUACAAGGUCAUCGACGAGGAGUUCAUGCCCUUGUAG
Molecule: messenger RNA, 1809 nt
Organism: Miscanthus lutarioriparius
Lineage: Eukaryota; Viridiplantae; Streptophyta; Magnoliopsida; Poales; Poaceae
Source: the annotation of a GenBank genome assembly